AUGUCGUUCGCUUUUGCCGUUCUAUGCUUCGGUGCUGUCUUGUUUGGAGUCGCAUCAGCCCAGCAAUACGCUGGCGACUUCAUCAAUACUACCCUCCCAGGCGUACCGGGAUCCGAGAUCGCGUACUGGAAGAUCCGCGACGGCACCAAGGGCAGCAAUCUGACGCUGAUCAACUACAUCAACCACGGUAGAGAUGGACAACGCCUGGUACCGGCUAACCUGAAGCGCGCAGUCAUUAUUAUACAUGGUCUCAACCGGGAUCCUGGCACAUACGAGUCUAACAUGCUGAGCGCCCUUUCGCAAGUGUCCGAUACCAACAUCAACCCGGACUCCGUAGCUAUCGUUGCUCCCUACUUCCCUAAUGGCGAUGACAAGAACACCGGCGGCUACCCGUGGAUCAAUGGCCUCAAACCAGCACAGGGAUCAAUCACCAACUGUCUCGUCUGGUCUGGCUCUCAGUGGUCUGCUGGCGGCAUGAAUCAAUACCCUUGGACGUCUAGCAAGAACAUCUCUAGCUAUGACGUGCUUGACCAGAUGCUCCAGUACUUUGACAACAAGGCGAUGUUCCCCAACAUCAACCAGCUUGUCGUCGCCGGCCAUUCACUUGGUGGACAGACGGUCCAACGAUAUGCUGCCAUCGGCCAGCCAGGGAGCGUCAAGACUCCGGUCUCAUACUGGGUAGCCAAUCCUAACUCCUACGCCUGGCUCAGUACAGACCGCCCACUGUCGACCUCAUCUUGCGCCACGUUCGAUAAUUACCGUGAAGGAUAUACCAACUUCUCGCAGUACCCGAUGACCUAUGGUCUGAGCCUUGUCAAUUCUGGUCGCGCAAACAUUUUGGCGAACUUCAACAAUAAGGCUGUCAACUAUGCUCGAGGUACACUGGAUUUGGGCGACGAUUCUUCGAGUUGUGCUCCUGGAACGACUGGCGCCAACCGCAACGAGCGCUUCUUCAACUUCAUCAAAGCCUUCCCACCGAGCUGUUCUGAUCCAUCCGGCAAUGCGUGUGAUACUGUUGACUUCAUUGCUUCUGGUCAUGAUGGUGGAGCUAUGAUGGCAUCGGCUGCUGGUCAAGCACGUCUCUUCAUCGACAAUUUCUAUGGCGAUAGAAAUCGCUCCUACGACUUUGGCUAUCCUCGUCAACAGAGUGGGGAUGACCCUUUCCCGAACCCGGCUCUUAACCAGUCAACUGCUGCAACCAACAAUUAUACGUAUGCAGGGCAGAUGACUUAUUGGGGAUGUUGGUCCGAUCAGGACCCAGCCACCCUUACUAACCUGGCCUACGAAGGUCUCAACAAUACCGUCGAAAGCUGCACGGCCCUGUGUGCAUCUCGUGGUAACACGAUCGCUGGUACGGAGAAUGGUAACCAAUGUUUCUGCGGCUCCUCUGUAGGCUACCUCGCCACUCAGGUCAUUGACAGUUCCUGUGGCACUACCUGUACUGGUAACAACGCCGAGACCUGCGGUGGUGCUAACCGGCUAUCACUCUUCAGCGCUGGCAGGCCAAACAUAUCAGCUGCACCAGGCACACCGGAGGUCAUUAGCAACGACUGGUAUUACACGAGCUGCUCUGUUGAUAAUGCUGGUCGCGUCCGUGCACUGGGAGACAGGUCGACUACAUCUGACUCGAUGACUUUGGAGAAGUGCGGCAACUUCUGUCAAGGCUCACAGUACUUUGGCAUUGAAUAUAGCUCAGAGUGUUACUGCGGGAACAGUCUCAGCUCUUCAAGUAUUGCUGCCUCGAGCGACUGCAAUAUGCUGUGCUCUGGCGACAGUACCGAGUUCUGUGGUGCUGGAAAUCGUUUGACUGUAUAUCAAAACACCACCUGGGUGGCGCCAAGCAAAACUUCGAGUUCAUCAGCAGCCAGUGGCACCCCGACUGCGACUGGACCCGCUUGUCCGUCCAGCGACGGCAAGACUGUGACAUCGGGUGGCAAGAGCUUUAUUGUUGAAUGUGGCGUUGACCAUGCAGGCGGAGACCUCACUUCUCUGAGCGGUCGAAGUGCGUGCUAUCUCAAGUCUAGCUUAGGAGCCGCUGUUAACAAUGGUGGAGUCUGGGGCGCCAGAUUGAUGGUUCCUUCUACAUCGUCCCAGACAUCAUCGUCAACUUCGGGGACUACGACCAGUGUGCGCAGUACUUCUGUGGCGUUUACAUCGGCCACGAGCUCGACAGCCGCAUUCACCAGCCCUGGGACUUCUUCGACUUCCAGCUCCGCAUCGGCCGCCUCUUCGACGGUCGUAGCCUGCCCAACUUCAGAUGCAACUACCGUGACAUCUAACGGGAAGUCGUUUAUAGUGGAAUGUGGUAUCGAUCAUUCGGGAGGUGACCUGACGAGCCUAAGCGUCAAUAACUUCCAGCAAUGCAUCGACGCCUGCGCUCAGAAUCCCGCUUGCGUUGACAUGAGCUUGUCCGGUUCGGCCUGCUAUCUCAAGUCCACAGUUGGAGAGGUUGUCAACAAUGGUGUCUGGGGUGCUCGACUCCUGACCGGUACGACAUCAUCAACCCUUGUCCCUAUUGGCAGUUCUCUGGCGAAUCCAGCCACCACCUCCACAAGUACCAGCCUGAGUCUCGCACCCUCGACCUUCUCCACAAGUUUCGCCGUUGCCACACCUUCUGCGGUCACCUGUCCAGGCUCGAACUCGACUACAUAUCAGUCUGGUGGUCAGAGCUGGCUCAUCGAAUGUGGUGUUGAUCAUGCCGGCGGAGACAUGGGCAGCCUCUCAGCCAGCUCAUUCGCAGCCUGUAUCGCCGCCUGCGCAAGUACGUCCGGCUGCGUGGAUGUAUCUCUGUCGGGAUCAGCUUGCUACCUGAAGUCAUCUGUGGGUGCACCUGUAUACAAUGGUGUAUGGGGUGCGCGAGCAAUCUCUGUAUCGACUUCCGCAGCCUCAACAACCACUUCGGCGCUCGUUACAACCUCAUCUUCGGCAAUUUCUGCGACAGCCACUGCAAGUACCCAGAUGUCCUCGACCAGCAUCACCACAUUUGCGACCUCGACCUCGAUAUCGACCUUGUCCUCUAGCACAGCUUCAGCAACGCCUACCGCUCUCGCCUGUCCCGCAGGCAAUAACACACUCUACACGGCCCCCUCUGGCAACACCUUCCUAAUCGAGUGCAAUAUCGACCAUGCCGGAGGUGACCUGUCAUGGAGCUACGUCUCCAGCUUCACCGACUGCAUCGACAGCUGCGACUCCACUGCUGGGUGCGUAGACGUCAGUCUCGCUGGCGCAGCAUGCUAUCGGAAGAGCACCCUCGGCGCUGCGGUGAGCAAUGGAGGGGUCUGGGGUGCGAAGCUCGUGGGAAGUACGAGUAGUAUUGCUGUGGGCUCCAGUAGUACUUCGUCAGCUUAG
This is a messenger RNA of Recurvomyces mirabilis, 3348 nucleotides long. RefSeq lists its product as uncharacterized. Bases 1 to 3348 code for a protein of 1115 amino acids. The record is from RefSeq and is a predicted model, not a curated record. The transcript is spliced from 6 exons. NCBI's taxonomy places the organism in Eukaryota, Fungi, Ascomycota, Dothideomycetes, Mycosphaerellales, Teratosphaeriaceae.